Messenger RNA from Cannabis sativa, 3102 nucleotides. RefSeq lists its product as uncharacterized. The record is from RefSeq and is a predicted model, not a curated record. The transcript is spliced from 2 exons. Gene Ontology annotation, molecular function: DNA helicase activity. NCBI's taxonomy places the organism in Eukaryota, Viridiplantae, Streptophyta, Magnoliopsida, Rosales, Cannabaceae. The coding region runs from base 1 to 3102 and encodes 1033 amino acids. Gene Ontology annotation, biological process: DNA repair; telomere maintenance.
AUGGUUCCAUCAGUUGUUGGUGAACUAAUAGAAAUUCUCCAAAUCAAUCCAUAUUCUUCAUUUUUCAGAUCACUAGGUGAUUUGGAACAUCUUGAAAACCAAAAAAUAAUUAUACGAACAGAUAUUGGACUUGAUCAACGCGUUUACAAUGCCCCAACGUCUUCACAAGUUGCAGCAAUAUGGACAGAAAAUGAUGAUGGUGAAGAACUAAUUGGUCGUGACAUUUUUGUAUAUAAUCAUUCUGGUUUAAGUCAUAAAGUGCAAUACUAUUACGGUUGUUAUGAUCCACUACAAUAUCCAUUGUUGUUUCCCUAUGGAGAUAUUGGAUGGCAUGAAGACAUUAAAAGGAAUAGUGGAGGUCGCAAUUCUACAUAUAAUGAAAUAAAUCAAUCUGUAAACCCUGACCAAUCAACCAAUGCAGAUGAAUUAAUUGCAAGAGAAGAAAGAGGGGAAGUAGUUUCAUGCCGUGAAUAUUACUGUUACAAACUACAGAUUCGAGAAAAUGACAAUUCAAUCUUACUUAAGUUUGGAAGACUAUUACAACAAUAUGUUGUUGAUAUGUAUGUUAAAAUUGAAACGUCAAGAUUGGAUUAUUAUCGACGCUACCAAGAAGAAUUUCGGCAUGAGAUAUAUCGAGGUAUUGUCGAUACAUUUACUCUCGGAGAAAGAAAUGCUUCUAAUAUUGGAAAACGUAUGAUUCUCCCAUCAUCAUUUAUUGGAGGUCCGAGGGACAUGAGAAAACGAUACAUGGAAGCAAUGGCUUUAGUUCAACAUUAUGGAAAACCUGAUAUUUUCUUAACAAUGACAUGCAAUCCAAAUUGGCCAGAAAUUAUUAAUGAACUAGAAGAACAUGAAGAGAGUCAAAAUAGACCUGACUUGGUUUCUCGAGUUUUCCAUUCAAAAUUAGAAGAAAUGAAAGAUGAAUUAUUUAAGAGAAAAAUAUUCGGUGAAGUUUCAGCUUAUGUUUACGUCAUUGAGCACCAAAAAAGAGGUCUUCCACAUGCCCACUUCUUAAUUAUCUUACAAAGAGACUACAAAUUAUAUGCACCAGAAUCUUUUGAUGAAAUUGUUUCAGCAGAAAUACCCGAUAAAAACACAAACCCCCAUCUUUAUAAAAUCGUUGUGAAGCAUAUGAUGCACGGACCAUGUGGAGUAUUGAAACCGUCAAAUAUUUGCAUGAAAAAAAAUGGAUUUUGCAAAAGUAAUUAUCCAAAAAACUAUGCACCAAACACAACUGUAGGUAGUGAUUGCUUUCCUAUCUAUAAGCGUCCACAUAAUGGGGUAUAUGUUAAAGUAAGAGGAAGCAAAUUAGACAAUCGUUGGGUUGUUCCAUAUAAUCCAUAUUUACUAGCAAAAUUUGAUUGUCACAUUAAUGUCGAAAUUUGCUCAACGGUAAAAGCAGUCAAAUAUCUCUACAAGUACAUUUACAAAGGUCAUGAUCGGGUUGCUUUUAACUUGACUUCGGAAGAAAGUAUUAAUGAAGUAGAUGAAAUCAAACAAUAUCAGUGUGGUAGAUGGAUCACCCCUCCAGAAGCUAUGUGGAGAAAAUAUGGAUUUAUUAUUAAUGAAAUGUAUCCAUCAGUAUAUAGCUUACAUUUACAUCUUGAAGAUCAACAAUCAGUCACUUUCCAUGGAAAUGCAGAUCUAAAUAAUAUUUUAAAUUCAGACCGUUAUCAAAAAUCUAUGCUUACAGAAUUCUUUGCCACCAAUAAAGUAGAUGAAAAUGCAAAAAGACUACUAUACAAAGAAUUUCCACAACAUUACGUAUGGGACAAUCAGCACAAACAAUGGACUCCACGGAAAAAGAAAAAAGUAAUAGGACGAAUUGUUACAGCAAAUCCCCUUGAAGGUGAAAGAUAUUAUCUCCGAUUACUACUAAGCCAUGUAAGAGGACCUACAUCCUUCGAAGAUCUAAGAUAUAUUGAUGGAAUAGUAGCUCCAACAUUUCGUGAUGCAGCAACAAUGCGUGGUCUUCUCCAAACAGAUAAUACCUUAGAAGAUUGUUUGCAAGAAGCAUCGAUAUUCCAAAUGCCAAACAGUUUGAGACGGUUAUUUGCAACAAUAUUGGUCUUCUGUAAUCCUAAUAAUCCAAGAUAUCUGUGGGAACGAUUCGAAAAAGAGAUGUCAAUAGAUUACAAAACAUCAGAAGAUUCCACUUCAAACGUAAGACUCGAAGCACUGAAGUCAAUUGCUUUAGCGAUUGAGUCAAUGGGGAAAGAUAUUAACACAUUCAAUCUCAUAGACAACCACAUCUCAUUUGAUGAUGAAGAAAUUCAGACAAGAGAAAUCAACGAUGAACUAGGUGUCGAAGUCCCAGAAGAAGAUAACGCAACAUCAGAAUACUUAAAUAACGAACAAAAAGAAAUUUACGAUGCUAUCCUAGAAAAAGUAUUUGACAAUAAAAGUGCUGCUUUCUUUAUAGAUGGACCUGGUGGAACUGGAAAAACAUUCUUAUACAAGGCUCUUUUGGCUAAAAUACGAUCAAAAAAUUUAGUAGCUUUAGCAACUGCAUCUUCAGGUGUUGCUGCAUCCAUUCUUCCUGGUGGGAGAACUGCACAUUCAAGGUUUAAAAUUCCACUUCAUACUGGAGAUAAAAACACAUGUUCCGUGAGCAAACAAAGUGGUCUAGCAAACUUACUUCGCCAAGCAAAAUUAAUAAUAUGGGAUGAAGCUCCAAUGACAAGAAAACAACAUUUAGAAGCAUUUGACCAAAUGCUAAAGGAUAUUACUGAUUCAGAUCUACCAUUCGGAGGAAAAGUAGUUGUUUUUGGCGGAGAUUUUAGACAAGUUUUACUAGUUGUUCGUAAAGGUACAAGAGAAGAACAAGUUCAAUCAAGUUUGGUAUAUUCAUAUUUGUGGUCUACAUUAACCAAAUUUCGAUUAAUAGAAAACAUGCGAGCAAGAUUAGAUCCAGCAUUCUCAAAUUAUGUAUUAGAAGUUGGAAACGGAAUGCCUCCAAACACAGUUAAUGAAAUAAUAAAAAUACCACACCAAAUGCUUAUUCCAUACAUUGAAGAAAAGAUUUCCGUUGAUCAACUGAUAGAAGAUGUUUUCAACAACCUUACUGAUUUUUCUAACAAUAUUUCAACUGUGAUGAAUUGA